This is a messenger RNA of Trichoderma aggressivum f. europaeum, 1752 nucleotides long. RefSeq lists its product as uncharacterized. The transcript is spliced from 3 exons. NCBI's taxonomy places the organism in Eukaryota, Fungi, Ascomycota, Sordariomycetes, Hypocreales, Hypocreaceae. Bases 1 to 1752 code for a protein of 583 amino acids. The record is from RefSeq and is a predicted model, not a curated record.
AUGGCGCGCCAAAAGAAAGCAACUCGGGACAAUGCCGCGGACACAUCCAUGGGAUUUACGCCGGAGAGGUUUGAGCGGGAGCUGAAGGAUCUGGCAUCUAAGGCCAAGAAUGACACGUGGAGCAACCGCGUGCUUGGCCAGGUGGUGCUCUACGUCAAGACGCUGGUGCUGCUGACCUUGCUGGGCGUGUACUCGAAUGCAUCGCAGCUUGCGCUGUCGCCCGUCUAUGGCUCCGUGCCGGCGGCGGCAUGGCAUUCCAAGGCAUUGAUGGCUGGCUGCUUCGUUGGUUGGGCGGGUAACCUGGCGUUUCGCCAGGUGCUCCCCAUAUCGACGGAGCAGCUUCUUCCGUUGGUGGCGCUUUAUGUGCCUGUGAUGCAGUGCUUCUUGUAUCGAUUUAGCCAGACUCUGGGGCCCAAUUAUGGACCUCUCGUUACUGAGGGAGUCACUUUGGUCCCGAUGGCGAUUCUAACGGCUGCUUCUGUUGCGGACAACCUGGAGGGUGUGGAUCUGAGCUCGAUGCCCAAGGUCCUGGGGGAAGCUGUCCCUGGUGUUGGAUCUUGGGGAACGUUCAAGCUAGUGGAGCAUGUUGCUGAGAAACUCCUGCAAAAGCACGUUGGGACAAUGUUUUGGUAUACGAGGAUGGGCUUGGAGAUGCUGCUGGCUGGAUCGUAUACGGUGUUUGCACCCUCCAAGUAUCUGGCCCUUGCAAUACCGGCAUUGGUGCAUACGGCCAUGUUCAAUCCUCACGUGGAUACACCAACUGCAAUGGCGUUGUUGAAUACCACCAUGUUGGCUGAUAACUGGAUGAUUUUGGACAGGCGGGAGUCUGUUACAGGAUAUAUAUCGGUGGUUGAGCAGACGCGGAGCAAGAUGCGAGUCUUGCGAGCUGAUCAUAGCCUUCUGGGAGGCGAUUGGGCGGACUGGCGUGGCAAUCAAGUAACGGAGCCCAUCUACGCCAUUUUUGUUAUGCUAGAAGCAGUGCGUCUAGUUGAGAGAGAGGUGCCGGUUGCGGAUGCUGAGGCUCAGGCCCUGGUCAUUGGUAUGGGCAUUGGUACUGCGCCGUCUGCACUCGUGUCUCAUGGAAUUGAGACCACCGUUGUGGAGAUUGACCCUGUUGUCUACGAAUUCGCUCAAAAGUAUUUCCAGCUCAGAGAGAAUCACCCGGCGGUUAUCGAAGACGCGGUCAAGUACACCAACAGGGUCGCCAACGAAACCGGGGAUGUCUAUGACUAUAUUCUUCAUGAUGUCUUUACGGGAGGUGUAGAGCCUGUUGAUUUAUUCACAUUUGAAUUCUUCCAGAACCUCUACACUCUGCUGAAGCCCGAUGGAGUUAUUGCUAUUAACUAUGCAGGCGAUCUAAGGUCGCCAACUCCCAAGGCCAUCGUGCGGACCAUACUGCAAAACUUUCCAACCUGUCGUAUAUUUCGGGAGAAUCUACCUGACGACAAAGCUAUUGCUGAGACGGGUUCGGACUUUACCAACAUGGUCAUCUUUUGUCGCAAAGCCACAGGGGCACUGACGUUCCGUGGCCCGGUGAAAGAAGACUACCUUAACAGUCCUUCCAGGCAGAACUUCUUGACACCUCGAAAUGAAGUUUUACCCGGAGAUGUGUUCUCCAAUGGCAAAGACGAAGAGGGCUUCCUGUUCAGAAACGGGACAGACAAGGUCAAGGAAGGACAGUAUGCCAACGCAGCUGGCCACUGGGCGGUCAUGAGGAGCAGCCUUCCGGCUGCCUUUUGGGAAAGGUGGUAG